Messenger RNA from Malaclemys terrapin pileata, 2469 nucleotides. It is a transcript of the gene RAB30, whose product is annotated as RAB30, member RAS oncogene family. Gene Ontology annotation, molecular function: GTP binding; GTPase activity. Lineage: Eukaryota; Metazoa; Chordata; Testudines; Emydidae. Gene Ontology annotation, cellular component: trans-Golgi network. The transcript is spliced from 5 exons. Gene Ontology annotation, biological process: Rab protein signal transduction. Bases 218 to 829 code for a protein of 203 amino acids. The record is from RefSeq and is a predicted model, not a curated record.
CUGCACUGCAAUUCAUUGUGCUACGCUACAGCCUCCUCCCCCUGCUGCUGAAGCACUAGGGCAGUGACUAAAUCUCAAGCAAAGGGGAGGGGGGACCAUAUAGACAUCCCAAGGGAGCUGUAAGCCCUACCCCAUGUCUAGGUGAUUGAAUCCCACGUUGUGUCUUGUUUUAUGGUCUCGUAAGGGAAGGGGGAAAAUCCCAAAUCCAGCUGUGUAAAUGAGUAUGGAAGAUUAUGAUUUUCUGUUCAAAAUUGUUUUAAUUGGCAACGCUGGCGUGGGGAAAACCUGCUUAGUCCGACGCUUCACUCAGGGGCUUUUCCCACCAGGUCAAGGAGCCACUAUCGGAGUUGACUUUAUGAUUAAGACUGUGGAGAUAAAAGGUGAAAAAGUGAAGCUGCAGAUCUGGGACACGGCAGGGCAGGAGAGAUUCCGGUCCAUUACGCAGAGUUAUUAUCGCAGCGCUAAUGCAUUAAUAUUGACCUAUGACAUAACCUGUGAAGAAUCCUUCCGAUGCCUUCCCGAAUGGCUGAGAGAAAUAGAACAGUAUGCCAGCAAUAAGGUCAUAACUGUGCUAGUGGGUAAUAAGAUUGAUUUAGCUGAGAAAAGAGAAGUCUCCAAACAAAGAGCUGAAGAAUUUUCAGAGGCCCAAAACAUGUACUAUCUGGAAACUUCUGCUAAAGAAUCGGAUAACGUUGAAAAACUCUUUCUGGACUUAGCUUGCCGGCUGAUCAGUGAGGCAAGACAGAAUACGCUUGUGAACAAUGUGGCAUCCCCGUUACCAGGAGAGGGGAAAAGUAUCAGCUAUUUGACUUGCUGCAAUUUCAAUUAAGGGCUGGCCCAAGAUCCACCCCAAAAGGGCCAAGAGGUUUUUUGCUGAGAUUUAUCUCAGUGAAGGCAAUUCCUGCCACUUUGACCCAUCUGACUCACACCUAAGUCAGGUUCCUGAUCUUAAAGCAUGGCAGGCUGGCCGCUCCACCUGCAAGUCAACAUAGCAGAAUAUAAUAUGGUUUAAUCUUUUUUGCAGUCUCUGGAGUGGGUUAGGAAAAAUAGUUUGCACAAGGCGCUCAUUCAAAUCCAGAGCAUGGGCUGCUACGUCACUUUCUGUUGGAGAUUAGAACAGCCUCCCUGGAUGAUACGGAAGAAUGCAGGAUCUCUUUUGCAGCACGCGUUUGGUCUUUUUAAAAAAAGAUGAACUUUAAGUCUUGGACUAUACAGUACUGGCAUUCUUCCAGGCUGCCAGCCAAAUGAAUGCUUAGGAUGUGUAUAUGCCCACAGCAUCCUGAUGCAGGACUCAAUUGUAUGUUUUGAAUUAGUGUUAUAUCUUUCAUCCGCAGGCACUUUCAUGAACUUGGAAUUAAAAACAUAUAUAUCAACAUUUCCAAACAAACAACAAUUUGGAAAAAGAUAUGGAUACUGGCUUAGUCACUCCGUUUGGUGCUAGUACUUCAGCUGAAUUAUUUCAUAGACCAAACCUAGUUUUAUUACAUGACUGUCCUCUGAAUGUGUAACUUAGAGUAAGUAGUGAAAGUAUGCUAAUAAGCACUGUCCAUAAAAUAUCAUUACCUCUUUUUCUCAGCCUGAACAUAGUGGGUAAGGACUGUGCUUCUUUGAUGUCAAUUGUGGGGGUGAAAAGACUUUUUUUUUCUUGAGUCAAAAAAGCUCCGUAAACAGUAAUUUCCUAAUGUAAUGAACUAGUUUUGAGAAUACUGACUGAUGGAGUUGUAAACAGAUCAGAUCUGACCAAAAUAUUGUGUGUGCACUGAUCAUGUAUAAGGGUUCAAAGGCAGAGCACAGUUUAGAUGGCAGUCCAGUGUGUUUGAGUAAUGAAAGCUUGUAGUUACAGAUCUUGCUUGAGAAGCAAGCAUACAAUUUUGUAUGUUUUUUUUAAGCUUAAGUGAAAAUGGCAGCAAGUGGUGGUGUUAAUCAUUUUGUGUCUUACUCAUCCAGUGAUCAUCUUAUGAAACUGUACCUUGGAGAAGCAAUUCAUGGUACCAGUUUGGCAUCGACUCUGUAUUAUAGUAGCUUUUGGAUCCAUGACCAUAGAUUCAUUUAAUUUUCUUGUUACUUUGUACUCUUAAGUCUCCGAUUCCAAUGUAUGUAUAAUUAUUUGCCUAGGCAAGUUCUUUAUAUAAAACCUCUAAUGUGGAAGCACUAUGGUAUUUGUUAUAUUACACCUCUAGUGCCAUGUUCUAAUAAUACAUUGGACUUUACACAUUGAUGUUAAAGCAAAAUUGGAAAAGAGGUUGGACGCAUACAUAGCAAAUCAUUCUUAAAUGUUUGGUAUCCGUUUUAUUGACCUGAAUGAGGCUAAAACUCUUGGUAACUUUGUGGCUGUGAUACAUUGUAACUUAGCAUUAAUCAGCUCGAUAUCAUGUAUUAUUUGCUGAAGAUGUUGACUGGCCUUUUGUAUUAACAUGAAAAAAGCUGCCAAUAAGUAAAUCUUGAAAAUAAAAAUGGCCUUUUAAAAUG